GAUAGGCGGUUGAGCCGUUGUUAAAAGAAGAGUUAUUGGAUUUACAACACUAUGACACUUGAAAAAUUAUUACCAAGGUGUAUCAGCGCUGCUGUCGCUGCUGACGUCGGAGAGAACCCUUCAUCCAGGGAUAAAAUUAGGUAAGCUCUGCCGGUAAAUCACUAUCCGCGGAAUCCUGCGGAUUCGGGAUCCCGUCAUUUUCCCGCUAGUUUCUAGCGUUCAAACACUUCAUAUACUUUGGGGGAACGUUUAGCAACUUGUUUCUUCAAUUUCUCUAACACCAUAGAAGCAAUGAGUCUACUGCCCAAGAACGUUUUAAGAGCCAAAGCCUUUGUUUUUGAUUUGGACGGCACACUUAUUGACACAACCCCAUUGGUCGAGCAGCAUUGGCGCGACUUUGCUUUGGAACACGAUCUUGAUGCUGAAAAGAUCUUGGCUAGCAGUCAUGGACGUCGAACAAUCGAGACGAUCGCCGCAUGGGUUCCACACAAGGCUACGCUGGAAGUCGCUGAGGAAUACGAACGAAAGCUUGCACAAAAAACAGAAGGUCUAAGUGUAUUACCCGGCGUAACUGCUCUUCUGGAGAAGAUCCCAUUGGGUCGAAUGGGAAUAUGUACUGCUGGAAACAAGUUUAUGGCAGAAACACGUCUGGGUCAGUGUGGCAUGGCCGUCCCUACUGUAAUGUCGACUGGCGAUACUGUUACACGUGGCAAGCCAGACCCUGAAGGAUAUCUUGCGGCUGCAGUGAAUUUAGGCGCUGAUCCAAAGGAUUGCAUUGUUUUUGAAGACGCACCUGCUGGUGUCCGAGCAGCUACCGCUGCUGGAAUGCAAUCUAUUGCAUGUACAACCACACAUACUGCUGAGCAGCUCAAGGAAGCCAAUGCUACAUAUGUUGUCCGUUAUUUGACUGAUGUGGAUGUUGUAACUUUGCCGGAUGGCACUUUUGAAGUUAUUGUAACCGAAGCACUAUAAAAUAAAUUCGUGUUUCUUCUUUGUUCUCCCAGUCGUAGCACGAUUGAUAAGAAAAGAAUUAGAAAAGCAGAAAAGCUUUGUUU
Molecule: messenger RNA, 1055 nt
Organism: Zychaea mexicana
Lineage: Eukaryota; Fungi; Mucoromycota; Mucoromycetes; Mucorales; Lichtheimiaceae
Product: HAD-superfamily hydrolase subfamily IA, variant 3
Exons: 3
Coding region: 292-972 (226 amino acids)
Molecular function (GO): sugar-phosphatase activity; beta-phosphoglucomutase activity
Source: RefSeq, a predicted model, not a curated record